This is a messenger RNA of Ramularia collo-cygni, 1134 nucleotides long. RefSeq lists its product as uncharacterized. The record is from RefSeq and is a predicted model, not a curated record. The coding region runs from base 1 to 1134 and encodes 377 amino acids. The transcript has a single exon. NCBI's taxonomy places the organism in Eukaryota, Fungi, Ascomycota, Dothideomycetes, Mycosphaerellales, Mycosphaerellaceae.
AUGGUGGCAUCAUCGACAUCGGUGCCGUCAACGGCAGCAUCUCGAGCAUUGGCACGUGAUAAGCGCAAGGCUCCCGACCACUCCAUCGGUACCACAUCCAUGCCGGAUGAUAAGCGCCAACGUAUCACAAGCAACACAGUGGAGUACACCAGAAUCCGUGCCUUCGUUGUCACCUACAAAGACCAUGGCUUUCGCGACGACUUCGAGUUUCGGAGGGAGGUAGCCAACUUUUCCGAUUUCAUUUCGAAGCUCCACCUCGUGGACACUGACCCGACGCACGUGGAGAUACCGAAAGUGACCUCAGACGGAACGGCCAUUGAUUUCAUCCAAUCGAGUAUCGAUUCGCACAAGGAUUGGGAUGGUGCCGUUGGAGGGAAGCUAUUGCAAUUGGUUUAUUACCGUGGCCACGGCGUCCACGAUCAGGAACGAAAGACUCUCAUGGCCACCUCGAGAUACGAGGCUGGAGCUGAGGGGUAUCAAGCAUUCGACUGGAAUGCACUGCAGUGGAAUCGCGAUGGUGUCACGUCGACUGAUACCGUGGUGUUCCUCGACUGCAACCACGCAGGCGCGGYGAUUCAGCCUUCGCUGCAGGGCUGCAAGGAAGUCUUCGUGUCCUGUUCAGCCACAGGCAAGACGGCGGGUCCUGGUGAGGACUCUUUUUCGCAACUUCUUGUGCGCGCAGGAUCGUCCUUCGGCGACGAGUUUUCCUUGUCAGACUGGGUGGAUGAGACGACCCUGAUGGAUAUCGAAAUCAUGGCUUCCAGCGGUUACGAUCGUCUCAAUCUUCCAGUCCACAAAACCUAUGGAGAUCUUCAUUCUCAGGUUCUCUUCAAGCAAGGAAUUCGGGCUGCCGAUAAAAAGGAAAGAGAGCGGACGUCGGCAAUUUUCGCGGCAUUCGAGAUUCUUAUUGCUGCCGGGGUUGUAGAGGCCAAAGACGUGCCCACUGGAUUGAGGUUCCGGAAGCUCAAAAAUCACCCGACACUGCUGCGCGGUGACUUCACACCCAAACAAGUCUACGAAGCAUUUGGGGCAUUAAGGGACGGGGAAGCCCGCCGUAAGAUGGGUGCUGAAUGUCAGAAGGUGUUGACUGGGAGUCCGAUGACUGCCUUAGAGGUCCUGCGCAGUGUGCGCUAA